Messenger RNA from Oncorhynchus keta (chum salmon), 5743 nucleotides. RefSeq names its product melanoma-associated antigen C1-like. Lineage: Eukaryota; Metazoa; Chordata; Actinopteri; Salmoniformes; Salmonidae. The record is from RefSeq and is a predicted model, not a curated record. The coding region runs from base 1 to 2229 and encodes 742 amino acids. The transcript has 6 exons.
AUGUUUCUGAAGAGAUGGGUUGUUGACAUUCAGAGGAUGAAUGAGGACCUGAACUACCUGUUCAGCCCCCUCCUCCUUACCAACUAUGAGGUUGUCUCUAUGCCGUCCAGAUGUCCGUCCACACAUUGCAUACCCUGUUCUUCUCACUUCCUCAAAGAGCCAACACUGUCUAUACCACCUCUUUCUGCCCCCUCUCUUCCCUCUCUCUUCCCUCUUUCUGCCUCUCUAUCUUCCCUUUUUCUGCCUCUCUUUCUUCCCUUUUUCUUCCCACUUUCUUCCUUCUUUCUGCUUAUCAUUCCUCUUCUCUGCCUCUUUCUUCCCUCUUUCUGCCUCUCUUUCUUCCCUUUCUUCCCUCUUUCUGCCUCUCUUUCUUCCCUUUCUUCCCUCUUUCUGCCUCUCUUUCUUCCCUUUCUUCCCUCUUUCUGCCUCUCUUUCUUCCCUUUCUUCCCUCUUUCUGCCUCUCUUUCUUCCCUUUCUUCUCUCUUUCUUCCCUAUUUCUGCCUCUCUUCCCUCUUUCUGCCUCUCUUUCUUCCCUUUCUUCCCUCUUUCUGCCUCUCUUUCUUCCCUUUCUUCCCUCUUUCUGCCUCUUUCUUCCCUUUCUUCCCUCUUUCUGCCUCUCUUUCUUCCCUUUCUUCCCUCUUUCUGCCUCUCUUUCUUCCCUUUCUUCCCUCUUUCUGCCUCUCUUUCUUCCCUUUCUUCCCUCUUUCUGCCUCUCUUUCUUCCCUUUCUUCCCUCUUUCUGCCUCUCUUUCUUCCCUCUCUUCCCUCUUUCUGCCUCUCUUUCUUCCCUCUUUCUGCCUCUCUUUCUUCCCUAUUUCUGCCUCUCUUCCCUCUUUCUGCCUCUCUUUCUUCCCUUUCUUCCCUCUUUCUGCCUCUCUUUCUUCCCUUUCUUCCCUAUUUCUGUCUCUCUUUCUUCCCUCUUUCUGCCUCUCUUUCUUCCCUAUUUCUGCCUCUUUCUUCCCACUUUCUACCUCUCUUUCUUCCCUUUUUCUUCCCUCUUUCUGCCUCUCUUUCUUCCCUUUCUUCCCUCUUUCUGUCUCUCUUUCUUCCCCCUUUCUGCCUCUCUUUCUUCCCUCUUUCUGCCUCUCUCUUCCCUUUUUCUUCCCACUUUCUUACCUUCUUCUUCCCACUUUCUGCUUCUCUUUCCUCUUCUCUGCCUCUUUCUUCCCACUUUCUGCCUCUCUUUCUUCCCUUUCUUCCCUCUUUCUGCCUCUCUUUCUUCCCUUUCUUCCCUCUUUCUGCCUCUCUUUCUUCCCUUUCUUCCCUCUUUCUGUCUCUCUUUCUUCCCCCUUUCUGCCUCUCUUUCUUCCCCCUUUCUGCCUCUCUUUCUUCCCUCUUUCUGCCUCUCUUUCUUCCUUCUUUCUGCUUAUCUUUCCUCUUCUCUGCCUCUUUCUUCCCUCUUUCUGCCUCUCUUUCUUCCCUUUCUUCCCUCUUUCUGCCUCUCUUUCUUCCCUUUCUUCCCUCUUUCUGUCUCUCUUUCUUCCCUCUUUCUGCCUCUCUUCCCUCUUUCUGCCUCUCUUUCUUCCCUUUUUCUUCCCACUUUCUUCCCUCUUUCUGCUUCUCUUUCCUCUUCUCUGCCUCUUUCUUCCCUCUUUCUUCCUCUUUAUUCCCUUCUUCUUCCCACUUUCUGCUUCUCUUUCCUCUUCUCUGCCUCUUUCUUCCCACUUUCUGCCUCUCUUUCUUCCCUUUCUUCCCUCUUUCUGCCUCUCUUCCCUCUUUCUUCCCCCUCUUCCCUCUUUCUUCCCCCUCUUCCCCCUCUUCCCUCUUUCUUCCCCCUCUUCCCUCUUUCUUCCCCCUCUUCCCCCUUUCUUUCCUCUUUCUGCCUCUCUUCCCUCUUUCUUCCCCCUCUUCCCUAUUUCUUUCCUCUUUCUGCCUCUCUUCCCUCUUUCUUCCCUCUUUCUGCCUCUCUCUUCCCUCUUUCUUCCCCCUCUUCCCUCUUUCUUCCCCCUCUUCCCCCUCUUCCCUCUUUCUUCCCCCUCUUCCCCCUUUCUUCCCCCUCUUCCCUAUUUCUUCCCUCUUUCCGCCUCUCUCUUCCCUCUUUCUUCCCCCUCUCCCCUAUUUCUUCCCUCAUUCUGCCUCUCUCUUUCUUCCCUCUCUUUCUUCCCUCUUUCUGCCUCUCUCUUCCCUCUUUAUUCCCUCUCUUCCCUAUUUCUUCCCUCAUUCUGCCUCUCUCUUUCUUCCCUCUCUUUUUUCUCUCUUUCUUCCCUCUUUCUACCUAUUUUUUCUCUGAAAAUAACCAGUGUUCUUUGGAUCCUCUCAUCAAUGUAUUGUGUUGACAUUAAUUGUGCAGUGCACUGACCACACAGAAGCUGUGGGUUUGGACAAUGUCUUCAAAAAGGUCCCAUGAGUGAAAUGACCAGAAAAUAUACAUGCAGAGGUCAAACGUGGGUGAGGGAGUAAUUUGAAUCAUUUAUGUCUAAGAAGUUAGGGUUUCUAUUCAGAGCACCACUAUGAGAAACAAUAUGCAGGUGUGCUUUCAGUUCUGUACAAUCAUGAAAAUAACCAGAGUUCUUUGAAUUCCACUCGUUAAUUAUUGUAUAUUGUGUAAGGUUUUGGAUAUCAGCGUUGUGCCAUAUAGACUAUUUUAAUGUUUUAUAUCCUCAUAUAUUCAGCAGUCAUGGAGGUGUAGGUGGACAGUGUGUGUUAGUGGUAGCAGCCCUCACACAGCACAGAGGAAGUGUAGAAGACCGUAGAUCAUGUGAGUAAAUGAGGGACCACAAUCCCAUGGAUGGACCAAUGACUCUUUGUAUAAAAACUGAGGUGAAAACUAAGAGAGAUGGUCAGUACAAACAGCGUAAUAAAAGGUUUUAGACAGGUUAUUUUGAAGGAACAAUUUUUACAACGUCCCAUUGUAGAAAAAUUAUGGAAAAAUCCUUUUUCAUCUUUUAAGAGAGGAUGUGGCAUUGAGGUAUAUUUCAACCUGGUUGCACAGGUUUCCACAUUAAACAUUUAUACCAACAUGCUUUUCACUGAGCCUUACAGUGCCUGGCAGAAACAAACUACUCUAGAAUGAUGUCAUAUUUAUCCUGCAAUUUACUGGGCCUUUUUCUGGGCUGUUUGUGUACAUUUCAGACAUUCUGUUUGCGUGUUCUCAUUCUUUUCCCUUUCCCUUAUUUUUUAGGAGGCGUACAGUCACACCUGUUUAGUAAAAACAAGACGGUCAUUAAUGAACCUAAUGGGUCUUGUUUGGAACACAGAGAAGGUUGAGUUUGUUCCACCUGACUGUGAAAGCUCUCUCUACCACUCUUCAUCAUCAUCAUCUCUCUCCCCAGAGCAACAGCCCUAUCCAUUUAUAUUACACCUGUCAGUGGACUGGACUGUUGUGUAUAGAGGUUUUGUGUUAGUUUGCCUGAGUGUAUGUUUUCUACAUAUAUAUGUAUUCCCGUGUGGCACAGCAGUGGUGGAAGAAAUACCCAAUUGUCAUACUUGAGUAAAAGUAAAGAUAGUUGAACAGAAAAUGACUGAAGUAAAAAUGAGUCCCCCAGUAAAAUACUACUUGAGUAAAAGUCUUAAAGUGUUUGGUUUUGAAUAUACUUAAGUAUCAAAAGUAAAUGUAAUUGCUAAAUAUAUUUAAGUAUCAAAAGGAAAAGUAUAAAUCUUUUAGAAUUCCUUAUGUAAAAUAAACCAGACUGCACCAUUUUCUUAGAUUUGUUUAAUUGACGGAUAGCCAGGGGCACGCUCCAACACUCAGACAUCAUUUACAAAUGAAGCGUGUGUUUAGUGAGUCAGGGAUGUUCUCUGUUUAGUGAGUCUGCCAGAUCAGAGGCAGUAGGGAUGACCAGGGAUGUUCUCUGUUUAGUGAGUCCUCCAGAUCAGAGGCAGUAGGGAUGACCUGGGAUGUUCUCUUUUUAGUGAGUCCUCCAGAUCAGAGGCAGUAGGGAUGACCAGGGAUGUUCUCUGUUUAGUGAGUCUGCCAGAUCAGAGGCAGUAGGGAUGACCAGGGAUGUUCUCUGUUUAGUGAGUCCUCCAGAUCAGAGGCAGUAGGGAUGACCAGGGAUGUUCUCUGUUUAGUGAGUCCUCCAGAUCAGAGGCCGUAGGGAUGACCUGGGAUGUUCUCUUUUUAGUGAGUCCUCCAGAUCAGAGGCAGUAGGGAUGACCAGGGAUGUUCUCUUUUUAGUGAGUCCUCCAGAUCAGAGGCAGUAGGGAUGACCUGGGAUGUUCUCUUUUUAGUGAGUCCUCCAGAUCAGAGGCAGUAGGGAUGACCUGGGAUGUUCUCUGUUUAGUGAGUCCUCCAGAUCAGAGGCAGUAGGGAUGACCUGGGAUGUUCUCUUUUUAGUGAGUCCUCCAGAUCAGAGGCCGUAGGGAUGACCUGGGAUGUUCUCUGUUUAGUGAGUCCUCCAGAUCAGAGGCAGUAGGGAUGACCUGGGAUGUUCUCUGUUUAGUGAGUCUGCCAGACCAGAGGCAGUAGGGAUGACCAGGGAUGUUCUCUGUUUAGUGAGUCUGCCAGAUCAGAGGCCGUAGGGAUGACCUGGGAUGUUCUCUGUUUAGUGAGUCCUCCAGAUCAGAGGCAGUAGGGAUGACCUGGGAUGUUCUCUGUUUAGUGAGUCUGCCAGAUCAGAGGCAGUAGGGAUGACCUGGGAUGUUCUCUGUUUAGUGAGUCUGCCAGAUCAGAGGCAGUAGGGAUGACCUGGGAUGUUCUCUGUUUAGUGAGUCUGCCAGAUCAGAGGCAGUAGGGAUGACCUGGGAUGUUCUCUGUUUAGUGAGUCUGCCAGAUCAGAGGCAGUAGGGAUGACCUGGGAUGUUCUCUUGAUAGGUUUGUGAAUUAGACCUUUUUUAUGUCCUACUGCCCCUUCCCUACCAUCUAAACCAGGCUUCCCCAACUGAAGGCCCACAAUACAAAUUUAGCCCGCGGGUGGUUUUAUUUGCCCCCCCCCCCAGUUUUCUGAGCAACAUUAUGCAUUACAUUUUUUAUUGUUAGACAUAAAAGACUAUAAAAACACCAGAAAAUCAUCUCCAAGUGAUUUCCAUGCAUAAUAGAGAGACACAAUAUUAUAUCUGUUUUGUCUUCUUGUGGUCAAUUUGCAGUUUACAAAUGAUUUAUAAUUAUGUUCCAGCCCCCCGGCCAUCUGCUCAAGAAAACAUCGGUCCACGGCUGAAUCUAGUUGAUGAUCCCUGAUCUAAACCAUGAUCUCACACUUAUCACCUCUUUGAAGCAUUGUCUUAUACCGCUCAUCACACACAAAUCACAUUGCCAUGUUAAUAUACUGGCUGGCAGCAAUCCAGCUGAUCAGCAACCUGAUGUGGACUGUCUUUGGAUGGGCAGAGGUGGACCUGACUGCCUGUCCAGAGAGAGAGGGAGAAAUGGGGCAGGUGCUUCGGUGCAGCAACGGCCAAUUGCAGGGUAGAGGGCAGGGCUGGUCAGGGGGAGGGUAUCAAAACCAGAAUCGUAUUUAAGGCGUGGGCAAACACUGGAGAUGUCUACUUGUGCUGUGCCCCUGUCCAGUCGGCCAGUUUCUCUCUCUCUCUCCUUGUCUUUCUGUCUGUCUGCCUGUUUUUCUCUCUGCCGGACCAGGUCUCCUCCACCAUGCUGGUAAAAACGUUCCUUCAGACCUCGCUGGUCCUAUGGCUGGCACAGCACACACUACAAGGAGGAGUGAAACCUCAAAGUGGCGGUAUGGGGAAAAUGCUACCCAGGGGGGCUGGUGCUCUUGGGAUACAGGGAGGCUACGGAGCCAAGCCCGCCAAAACCGGAGGAGCUGGGGGUGGUCAUUAUCCAGGGGGGGCUCAGCAGCUUGGAGGAGGUG